This is a messenger RNA of Daphnia carinata, 2095 nucleotides long. RefSeq lists its product as uncharacterized. The transcript is spliced from 4 exons. Gene Ontology annotation, molecular function: protein binding. The record is from RefSeq and is a predicted model, not a curated record. NCBI's taxonomy places the organism in Eukaryota, Metazoa, Arthropoda, Branchiopoda, Diplostraca, Daphniidae. The coding region runs from base 78 to 2042 and encodes 654 amino acids.
CAGGUAUCGCUUCACACGUUUUUGAAAAUGCCCGCUGCUCCAACACCACCUAGUAUCGCUUUUCUAAUCUCACGAGGAUGACAUGUCAACAUACAAUGUGUUCUUCAGGCAGUUUAAAAAUCAUCAACUAUGAAAGUUACCGGGUUUUACAAGAAGUUAUAGCCGAUAUUGAAAAUGUCUCUUUCGCUACUUCUUCAUGCGAUUCUGAUUUAUGGUUUGUAGGGUAUAGUGGUUCCAAGCUACAUAUUCUGCCAGCACUUGAUCCACAAAAAGCACAGAUUAUUUCUUUUGAAGAUAAUACUAUUUCUUCAACAUACUUUUCAUCUGAAGGAAUAUUUGUCACAUUGGGAAAUGAUAGGAUUGCCAUUAUCAGCCAAAUGGAACAUCACUGGAAAAAAAAAGCACAACAUGAUUUUGACUUGAGGGAAAGAAAAAUAAUAGCUUGUUUCACAGUUGAAACUGGUCUAAUUAUUUUCAUUCAGCAUUCCAAUCUUCUCAUUAUUGGAUUUUCUGAAAAUCCACCAGAAUGGCAGCAAGUUGCUAGUAUUGAUUGCUUUGACACUCCAAACACAGUGUACAUUUGUCAGUCAUCCAAGGCAGCACCUGACUGCUACUUAAUUGGAACCCAAGAUGGCCAUGUCUACCAACUGCAACUGAAACAAAGAAAUUUGACUUUUUUAUGUGAUAUUCAGCAACCCAUAAUAUCUAUUCAGAAUGUGGAUGAUAAAACAGCACUAGUUGUAGGAAAGUAUGGGAAAAUUGCAAGGCUAACCGGCCCCACGAAAGAGGCUUUAAUUUCUUUUUCACCUACGGCUGUUGAAAGCUGUUUCUAUUCUGGACACCAGCUUUAUUUAGUGGGAUCUAAUCAGCUGUAUUCAAUGGAAAUCAAGCUUGCAAGUGAUGGUCGGUUUUUGGAGGAAGCCAUUUAUUGCAAGGUCAAAUUUGUCCGAGCCGUGCAUUUACGAGGAGAAACAAUAUUCAUCUUAACAGAAAAUGGAACAAUCUAUCAAUGCGGUCUCUUGUUUGGUUCCAACGAAGAAAAACCAAGCCGCCAACGUAAUGGCGCGGAGUUAAAAGAAAUUUUGCAAGAGAUUCACAGCUGUGCCGAUCGUGCUAAAACUUUGGGCACUAUUAGGGAUAGCGUACUUCUAGACGUUGCCCAGCUUUCCAUAGCUUUGAACAUGGUUAAUCAAGACAUCAGCGACCGUUUUCCAGUCAUCGUUCAUAGUUUCUCUGAACCCAAGUGCCCCCGAAACCAGCGUCUAAUCUUUUCUGUUACCAACAAAUCCGCAUGGAAUUUAUCGUCUCGUUACUGGAUUUUUCAGAUCAGCGUCCAUCGAGUCAAUGAAAGUUCGCUUUUUUUCAGAGACGAGUGGAAAACGGGAGACACUCUAGAACUGGAUCACCAGUUGGUUCUGCUGGAAGACAUGUUGGAGGUUGCAGUAAAAAUAUCUCUGAUAUUCCGCCUUGUCGACCCCAACAAGAUGAAUGAGCCACCAUCGAUCGCUGUUUUCCCUUUAUCAACCAUUAAACUUUGCGCCCUGGAUUUUUUAGAGCCAGCACUAUCGGAUGUGUUCGACGUGAAGAAUAGCCAUUCGGAUGUGAUUGGGUUCAGCCGUACUCAAAUAAAAGGCUGCCCGUGGCCGAUUUUAUUGCAGCGGAGUUGGCAUCGUGGCUUCGCCCAGCGAAUCGGAGAUCCUACCCCCGUGCAGAUGGUUUUACGUUGUGGAACACAUUUAUUGCGCAUGAACCUGAAGGAAGAUGAAAAUCACACAGACAAGAUAUGGAUCCUCAGAAUAGAAACUUCUAAUUUCAAGCUUUUGCGCUUCUUGCGUAACCAAAUUUUUCAGUUAAUCGAAGGCCGUUAUCCGCUGGUCAAGCCCGACUUUGUGAAAAUUCCAAGCCAUGUCCUCGCUAACCUCCAGAAUCUCAGAGGGAGAGUGAAUUAUCUUCAAAACCUUGGUAAUUGGGAUGAGUCGGAUACUGAGCCUCUAAUGGAAGAAUUUCGUCUUCUUAUGGCAAAACAACUUUCUCUCAGAUGAACCAGACAGAGAUGUUGUAAUAAAAAAAUUACAGUAACCACAAGGCGACUCAG